AUGUGCAGAUGGCUUGCAGUGCCUGUGAUCAAUUUUGUGACCAGCGACGAUCCUGAGAAAGCUCACAAGCUUGCUGUCAAAGUACUGGCCAGCGGCCUUGCGCCUGUCGACAAAGUACAAGACGAUGACGUGCUAGCAAUAGAACUCUGGGGGAAACGCUUCUCGAAUCCAGUCGGUAUCGCUGCAGGCUUUGACAAGCAUGCAGAAGCGAUAGACGGCCUCUUUGGCAUCGGUUUCGGCUAUGUCGAGAUUGGCUCGGUGACACCCCAAGCUCAACCUGGCAAUCCGCAGCCUAGGAUGUUCAGAAUACCAGAGACGCAAGCAUGUGUCAAUCGGUACGGCUUCAAUUCGGAUGGUCAUGCAGCUGUCAUUGCGCGAUUACGCGCUCGCAUACGCCACUUUGUUCACCACAAUGCGCUCUCUCUGCCGACCAAUCUGCUGCCGCCUUACGAAAUGGCAGCAGGAACAGUCACUGUCGAUGCUGUAUCACGAUUGCUUGCGUCUGAUAACGGCAGAGACGCUGUACUGACUGAUUCACUCGGAAUGCCACGCUCUCUGCACGAAGGCAAGGUUCUCGCAAUCAACCUUGGCAAAAAUAAGACGAGCGAGCCGGACGAUGUCGAGGACUUUCUGGAAGGCGUUCACUCGCUUGGCCCCUAUGCAGAUGUGCUCGUGAUCAAUGUCUCUUCGCCGAAUACGCCGGGAUUACGCGGCCUGCAGCGCAAGGGAAUGCUCGAAGAACUUCUAGAAAGCGUCGUCCUUGCGAGAAACGAUCUGAAAAGUAAAGUCAAACCGCCCGUGCUCGUCAAGGUUGCUCCAGAUCUUUCGGCUCAGGAACUGGGCGAUGUAGCAAAGGCAGUCCUCGAUUCGGGCAUCAAUGGCAUCAUCGUUUCGAACACGACCAUCUCCCGACCACCCAGCGCAGGCACAGAUCCGCGCUUGGCCGAAGUGGGAGGACUUUCCGGGCCACCUCUCAAGUCACUGGCAAUACAAGCCCUUGCGACCCUGUAUCGCAAGACCGAGGGCAAAGUUCCAUUGAUAGGCUGUGGCGGUAUCUCGACUGGCCAGGACGCUCUGGACUAUGCACAAGCAGGCGCUUCAUUCGUCCAGCUUUACACUGCGCUCGGCUAUCAGGGCGUAGGACUGCCACGAAUCAUCAAAGAUGAAUUAACGGCUCUGCUGAGGAAGAGAGGGACGACUUGGCGACAGUCUAUUGGCACAAACGUCCCCGCCGGCGUGCCUGAAGUCGACGAAGAACUCAUCGCGCUCAGAAGAGAAGUCGAGGCAGCUCUGAGCGAUAUGGCGCAGUCUGGUGCAGCAAAUGCGCCUCAGAUUCCCCGAAAACCAAAGCAAAGGGUCGAGCAACCUGCGAUUGCAGAGAUCAUUCUGUCUACCGCGCCUGUGGGCUCACAAUCGCCCGCGCAAGGUGCUUUGCCUACGUCUGGCUUCACGGAAGUACCAGUACAAGUGGGCAAGAAGCACGAUCUCGAGGAAGGUCAGGUCAAACCCGAGCUAAAGUCAGACAAGAAUGAGACAUCAAGUCAAGAGCUCGCUUUGCCUGGAGAAAAGGGUCAUGGCAAGGGAGGCUUGUUCUCUAGCUUUGGCUCUAGAGCGUCAGCAGGACAAUCAGGCAAACGACUUGUAUAG
Messenger RNA from Mixia osmundae IAM 14324, 1647 nucleotides. RefSeq lists its product as uncharacterized. The record is from RefSeq and is a predicted model, not a curated record. Bases 1 to 1647 code for a protein of 548 amino acids. NCBI's taxonomy places the organism in Eukaryota, Fungi, Basidiomycota, Mixiomycetes, Mixiales, Mixiaceae. Gene Ontology annotation, biological process: 'de novo' pyrimidine nucleobase biosynthetic process; pyrimidine ribonucleotide biosynthetic process. Gene Ontology annotation, molecular function: dihydroorotate dehydrogenase activity. The transcript has 4 exons. Gene Ontology annotation, cellular component: cytoplasm; mitochondrial inner membrane.